Messenger RNA from Eucalyptus grandis, 1239 nucleotides. Its product is annotated as pathogen-related protein. NCBI's taxonomy places the organism in Eukaryota, Viridiplantae, Streptophyta, Magnoliopsida, Myrtales, Myrtaceae. The transcript has 4 exons. The record is from RefSeq and is a predicted model, not a curated record. The coding region runs from base 368 to 1102 and encodes 244 amino acids.
UUCUCAUCGAAAGUCCUGACAUUUCCAUGGACUAGAAGAACUCCAUCAGAAGCUACCGUACUUUUUUAAUGAAGAAAGGCAAUGAAAGUCCACUGCUCAAGCAUUUAUUUUACUUUUUCAGAUGAAGGACAUACUAAUGAAACUCUCAUUAAACAAAAGCAUUUAUAUCUCGCCCGCUGUCCAAGAAAAUCUCAGUGAUUAUCCAAGGAAGGGACAUGCAUGAACAAAGAGUUAGAAGACAAAUGGCUUUUUUUACACCUAUCUAGCAACCACUCCCAUGAGGACUAGAAUUCUAUAACCCAAUUCUCACAAAACUUCCCUAUAAAUUCCUCACACGGUAUCCACAACACCAGAGGCGAAAAAUAUCAUGGCAGCUCAAGAAACUCAGGCAGAAAUUCCCAGAGAUAAGUACCGCUCUUUCUUGUAUGAUGAUGCUGAGAACACUCACUGGAGACAUGGCGGUCCUCCCUCAUAUGAAGAUGUGAACAGUCUCUUCGAACAAGGCCGAACCAAGGAGUGGCCGAAAGGAUCGUUGGAAGAAACUGUACAAAACGCUAUCAAGUCGUGGGAAAUGGAGGUCUCACACAAGACCCGGGUGCAAGACAUCAGGACAAUAAGUCCCGAAAAAUUCAAGUUAAUCAUCAAUGGUAGAGAGGGUUUAUCUGCUGAAGAAACUCUGAAACUCGGAACCUACAACGCAUUGCUGAAAACUUCUCUGCCAGAGGAAUUUCAAUACUACAAAGCUGAAAAAGAGACAUUUGAAUCUUCUCAUGAUACGUUCAGAUCGGCCUUUCCUCGUGGUUUCGCAUGGGAGGUGCUGGAGGUUUACUCCGGGCCACCGGUUAUUGCCUUCAAGUUCAGGCACUGGGGUUUCUUUGAAGGGCCUUUCAAGGGGCAUGCGCCCACUGGAGAGAUGGUGGAAUUUCAUGGCCUCGCGACUCUUAAGGUUGAUGAAUCACUGAGAGCAGAAGAAGUUGAGAUAUACUACGACCCAGGACAGCUGUUCGGAGGUCUAUUGAAGGGCUCAAUUAUCCCAGAAUCCCACAAUAAAGACACCAACGACUUCUCUGAAGCCGCUGCUUGCCCGUUCUCCAACAAAUAAAUGAUACAUAUAAUCUAGAUGCCAUGCUCAUCGAGCUUGCGUGUGUUUGUCAUGGCUCGAUUUCAUACUGUCCAUGUAAUGAGCUGAACAUAUCCUUGUGUUCGACUUAUGAAUCUGACUUGCCUCUCUCUCGUGCC